Molecule: messenger RNA, 462 nt
Organism: Hansenula ciferrii
Lineage: Eukaryota; Fungi; Ascomycota; Saccharomycetes; Phaffomycetales; Wickerhamomycetaceae
Exons: 1
Coding region: 1-462 (153 amino acids)
Source: RefSeq, a predicted model, not a curated record
AUGAAUGACAUACAAUUUUGUUAUGGUAAAAAAUCAUUAGAUUCAAGAUUAUUGAAUGCAUGUGUUUCAAACAAAAUAUUUCCAUUCAAUAGGUCCACCAACCAAGAAAUUAAAAUGGAAAUUAAACACAUUGUUAUUGUGAAGACCCUAUCAGGGGCUCUUAAAAUUUAUCUGAUUGAUCAUGAUGAUAUGCUCUUCCGGGAUUCAAAACUUUACAAAGCAAUUGCCAAAUUUAUUGAUUAUAAAGAUGAAAAAGUUCUGAUUGUAAAGAGUUUAUCAUUGCAUCAAAUUUACCAAAAGCUGAAUUAUUAUAUCACCAAUUUAAACAUCAUUGAUGUUAUCCAUAUUAAUUUCAAGUAUUACCAAAUGAUCAAACAGCAUAGGCUGACAGAGAUUAGCAGCUUCAUAUUUUUAUUGGAACUGCUUUGGGAAGAUCUAGAUGAGAUUAAUCAUGAAUAUUGA